Molecule: messenger RNA, 693 nt
Organism: Rhizophagus irregularis DAOM 181602=DAOM 197198
Lineage: Eukaryota; Fungi; Glomeromycota; Glomeromycetes; Glomerales; Glomeraceae
Source: RefSeq, a predicted model, not a curated record
AUGACUAAAAUUUGCAUCAUACCAAAUAAGGAUUGCACCUCUGAAAUCUGUGACAGAUCAAUUUCAUCACUUUAUGUUCAUUCUUUAAUAGAUGAUCCUGUUGAAAAAGAUUUACAAGGAUUUGAUGAUAAAAAUAUUUUUUCAGCAUUAAAUUUAAUUGAAAAUAUUCAACAAAAUCUUAAUUAUCUUUCAAUUUGUUUGUCAAAAUUUGGUUUAUAUCAAUCAGAUAAUCUUAGUUCACUUAUAUUACAAAAUUUAGGACAAAUUCUUCCUAAUAGAUUAGAAUAUUUAAGUUUGGAUCUUAAAAUCAAUAUAAAUGAUUUGAAAGUAUUUUUCAAUAAUUCUCAAAAUGUUUUUAUUAGGAGGUUUUUAAUCAGAGAAAAGACGCAUCAAGAUAGUGAAAUCAUUUUAUCUUGUAUUAAGCAAUAUGUUAUGAAAGAAAAAAGGGUCGCAUAUUUAGCUACAGAUAGUAUUCCUAUUGGUUCUAAUGAUGUAGAAGAGUUUAAAGUUCAUGGUAUUCAAGUUAUGAGAUAUGAUCAAUUACAUAUUCAAGUUUAUGAUUUUAUAAACGAAUUGAGUUAGUUAUAUAAUUCUUGAGAUUUGUUAAAUAAUUUUAUUUUACAAAAUUAUAAUGGAAAGUUGAUAAUAUAAUGAGUAAAUGGAAGUGUAUGGUUCUUGUAACAUAAAGUUUUA